Messenger RNA from Cuscuta europaea, 896 nucleotides. Lineage: Eukaryota; Viridiplantae; Streptophyta; Magnoliopsida; Solanales; Convolvulaceae. The record is from the annotation of a GenBank genome assembly.
CCGGUCAUGGCGGCGACGACCCCCUCCAAGCCCCCCACGGAACAGAUGGGUGAGGUGGCCUUGCCCCGGGAGAAUAUAUAGUUCUCCCUCAUAAAGGGGACUGCCAUCAUGCACGGCACGGUGGACCCGAAUGAGUUCUUGAGGGGUGCCACCCCCUCGCUGGAUAAGGCAGCCCUGAGCCGGCUUGAGGAUGACGCCCUCGACUCCAAGAUCCUCCGGGCUUCCCUCACUACAUGCAUCGGCCUCGGCGAGCAGAUUCGCAGGGUGGAGGAAUUGCGCCUCCAGAAGGCGGAACAAGACGAGACCUUGAAGAGGCUUGUCAAAGAUAACGCCGCCGCUGUGAGGGAUAUGGCGAAGCUGGAAGAGACACUCCAGCAAACGGAGCAAAAGGUGGAGGCUGCCAGAGUAGAGGCCAGGGCUGAGGGCAAGGCCGAGGCUGAAAAGGCUGUUGUCGAGGCUGCCAAGAAAGCUGUCGAGGAAGCCGAAGUAGCCAAGGAAGAGGUUGUCGCUAAGGCUUGGGAGGAUGCUGAUGCUAAGGCUCGGGAGGAUGCUGUCGCUGCCUUUGUUGCCGAGGGUUGGAAGGUCGAUGACCAAAAGCAAUGGUUGGCCUCGGUAGUGGAGGCGACUGUUGAUGACUGGGUCACCGGACCCGGGGCUGAAUGGUUAGCCCGGAAGGGUAAAGAGUACUAUGAUGGGGGCGAGUACUUCACCCAAGCUCUUUGUCUACCAGAGGCUCGCCCGGCAUUAUGGGGUGAACCCGAAAGAGUUUAAUCCGGCAGCCUAUGGCCUUCCCCCCUUCAGCCGGAUGUCCGAAUUCCCCUCCCUCCGGAUGUCGAGAGGCCUGACCUGGAGGACUCGGUGCUGAUGCAGGAAUGUCAGAAGGGCGAAGAAGAGGC